Molecule: messenger RNA, 3618 nt
Organism: Acanthosepion pharaonis
Lineage: Eukaryota; Metazoa; Mollusca; Cephalopoda; Sepiida; Sepiidae
Source: the annotation of a GenBank genome assembly
AUGUUAACUCUCUCUCUCUAUCUCUCUCUCUAUCUCUCUCUCUCUCCGAAACUACCAACCAAACAACAAUUUUUAAAAAACAGAUUUAAUUUCAGGCCACCUCUAGAUCAGAAUGUUCCUCCUAUAUAUCUUUUCGGUUUUCUUUUAUUUUUUUCUCUUUUCGGUUUUCUUUUCUUUUUUUUCUCUUUUCGAUUUUCUUUUCUUUUUUUCUCUUUUCGGUUUUCUUUUUUCUCUUUUCGAUUUUCUUUUCUUUUUUUCUGUUUUCUAUUUCUUUUCUUUUUCUCUUUUCUCUUUUCGGUUUUCUUUUUCUUUUUUUCUCUUUUCGAUUUCCUUAUCUUUUUUUCUCUUUUCGAUUUUCUUUUCUGUUUUUUCUCUUUUCGAUUUCUUUUCUUUUUUUCUCUUUUCGAUUUUCUUUUCUUUUUUUCUCUUUUCGAUUUUCUUUUCUUUUUUUUCUUUUUUCGAUUUUCUUUUCUUUUUUUCUCUUUUCGAUUUCCUAUUCUUUUUUUCUCUUUUCGAUUUUCUUUUCUUUUUUUCUCUUUUCAGUUUUCUUUUCUUUUUUUCUGUUUUCUCUUUCUUUUCUUUUUCUUUUUCCCUUUUCUCUUUUCGUUUUUUUUUUCUCUUUUCGAUUUUCUUUUAUUUUUUUCUCUUUUCGGUUUUCUUUUCUUUUUUUUUUCUUUUCGAUUUCCUUUUCUUUUUUUCUCUUUUCGAUUUCCUUGUCUUUUUUUCUCUUUUCGAUUUUCUUUUCUUUUUUUUCUCUUUUCGGUUUUCUUUUCUUUUUUUCUCUUUUCGGUUUUCUUUUUUCUCUUUUCAGUUUUCUUUUCUUUUUUUCUGUUUUCUAUUUCUUUUCUUUUUCUCUUUUCGGUUUUCUUUUUCUUUUUUUCUCUUUUCGAUUUCCUUGUCUUUUUUUCUCUUUUCGAUUUUCUUUUCUUUUUUUCUCUUUGUAAUUUUCUUUUCUUUUUUCCAUUUCGUUUUUGCUUUCUUUUUUUCUAUUUUUGGUUAUCUCUUUUCGGUUGUCUUUUUUUUUCUCUUUUUAGUUUUCUUUUUUUCUUCUUCUCUUUUUGGUUUUCUUUUUUCUCUUUUCAGUUUUCUGUUUUCUCUUUCUUUUCUUUUUCUUUUUCUCUUUUCGGUUUUCUUUUCUUUUUUCUUUUUUUCUCUUUUCGGUUUUCUUUUUUUCUUCUCUUUUCGGUUUUCUUUUUUUCUCUUUGCCUUUCUUUUCUUUUUCUAGUAGAAGAGAAAAUGGAAUCCACUUCCGCAAAGGCCUUCACAUUUGGUGUGACCCGCUAUCCAUAUGGAUUUAAAAAUGGCAAUGGUAUCAAGAAUUCUAUGCAGAUUGAUUUCCGAAUGCAAAGCAUUUAUUUUAUGGACAAAAUAACCAUCCAUGUCAUCAUUCCAUUUAUUGACAUUAUUGAAAGUGACAGUAAUGAGAAUAAUUUUUCCAUAAAAAUCCAAACAAAACACAGCAAGUUUAAAUUCACUACAAACUCUGAACACAUAGCAGAAAUUGAAAGACUGAUUUCAACGAUUAUUCAAGGAAAUAAAUUUAGAUCAAUACAAACUGAAAUACCUUCAUUUCCAGAGGAAAUUCCCAGUACCCCAGAUUUGCAAGGCUCAGAACCUUCAAUCAUAUCAGUGAUAAACAAACGAAAAGUUUUAAAAGAAGGAAUUGUAGAAAAAAAAGGAAACGCAGCUAUUGUACGGUGGUCAAAACGAUUUUUACGUGUGGAAGAAAGAGAAUUCUCUUACUAUGAACCAAAUAAAGAAGAGGAUCCUUUGGGUGUGGUACAGAUUAAUAGCUCAACCGAAAUUGAAGCAAUAUCAACAGAAAAGGACACUUUUGUUAUUACUGUCGGCAAAAGAUCUUAUUUUUUUCGUGUUAAGAAAUAUGAAACCCCUGAGAGAACAGAAGGUGAACGGAACUCAUGGAUCCUUGCAUUCAGAGAAGCAUGCAGCCAGGAAAGAUUUAUAAGAUAUUGGAUAAAAAAUCGGAAAUCUUUUUUCCCUUCUGAGAAAAAAAAAUUAAUGAGAAGCCCAUCUCCUCCUGUGGAUUAUGAUACAUAUGAUGGGAACAAGCAGUCUCAAUUAAAUCUACCAACAGAACUUGAAAUGACGACCUUUAGAAAGCCUUCAUUACCUCCAAAAGAUGCAUUACCAGUUGUUUCAGUUCCUCAAAAGUCAGGACCAAAAACUGCAGGACCCCAAAAUGAAUUAAAUGUUCCUGAAAAGAAAGGCAGAUCUCAUUCUGGGUCAAAUUUGCCAUCUCCUCAUAAACCCCCAUUGUCUCCUGUGCAUCCCAAAUCACCUUCUACAUCUCCCCUAUCACCUAAUUCUAAAUCACUUUCACUUCCAUGUCCAGUACCUUCUAGAAUUGCACCAACUCCUCCUGUGCCUCCCCCACCUCCUAUAGCUCCCCCUAUGCCAGGAUUGGCCAAGAAAUCAAAAAUUAUAUUGAAGGCUCAUUGUGACAGAAGACUUAAGCAUUUCUAUGUACCAAACAUAACUCCAAAAGAGAUGUGUAAGACUAUCUGGGGUGAUUUAACAGACAUCAGCGCAAGACUGGAUAUGAAUCUUUUAGAAGAAAAUUUCACAGAAGAAAAGAAAAUUUCUGAAUCGUUGAACAAAGAAACCAAAAGAAUUUCUUACAUGUCUCCCAAAAAAGCCCAGAAUAUUUUGAUUUUGAUGAAAUCAGAUCUGUUUAUUCAAACUGUUUACAACAUAGAAGAAGUGAUCAAUUCUAUUACACCACCUGAAGAUGACAAAAUCGACCAAAUCCAGAAAAUUCAGAAGUACCAACCAGUAAAAGAUGAGAUUGAAUUGUAUCAGAAACUGAUACAAGAUAAAACUUCAUUUGGCAAAGCUGACAAGAUUAUGGCAUUGUUGUCUUCAAUUCCCUGUCUGCAGAAAAGGCUGGAACUGAUCCUUAAUGUGUGGUCAUUUGAAAGUCAAUAUGAAGAAUUUAUUGAGUUUAUUAAGCUGUUGAUCAAUGCCUGCAGUGAGAUUUUAAAUUCAAAGAAAUUCCCCAAAGUUUUGGAAUACUUGCUGGCCAUUUUUAAUAUCAUGAACACUUCAGGUUCAGCUAGUAAUGCCGCUGCGAUACAAGGAUUUCAUUUGAAAUUCCUCACAGAAUUAAAAAGCAUCCACAAUGCAAGCAGCUUCUCUCUUUUGAAAAUGUUGGUCUGUCAACUUAAUAAAAGCAGUCCAGAGCUUUUAGACUUCCACAAAGAGUUCAGCACAGUUAUGAAAUGUGCAAAAAUAUCUGUCAAAGCCAUUCAUGCUAAUAUUGAAGUUCUUAAAAAGGAUUUAAAAUCCAUUUCAAAUAAUUUAAAAUCGAUUCAGUCAAUGAUAGAGAAACCAACAGCCAAAGAGAAGGAAUUUUUCUCUCAACUCAAGAUACACCCAGGACUAGUUAAAGAGAAGCCAGAGACACGCACAUCCCUUCAAAAUUUCUUCUUCUUCUUCUUCUUCUUCUUCUUCUUCUUCUUCUUCUUCUUCUUCUUCGUCGUCGUCGUCGUCGUCGUCGUCUUCUUUCUUCUUCGUCUUCUUUCUUCUUCUUCAUCUUCUUCUUCUUCAUCUUCUUCUUCUUCUUCAGUGUUUCAAUAUUUUUCAUAUUUCUUCUUCUAA